This is a messenger RNA of Vidua macroura (Pin-tailed whydah), 5580 nucleotides long. It is a transcript of the gene LOXL2, whose product is annotated as lysyl oxidase like 2. Gene Ontology annotation, biological process: peptidyl-lysine oxidation. Bases 119 to 2437 code for a protein of 772 amino acids. Gene Ontology annotation, molecular function: copper ion binding; protein-lysine 6-oxidase activity. The transcript has 14 exons. Lineage: Eukaryota; Metazoa; Chordata; Aves; Passeriformes; Viduidae. Gene Ontology annotation, cellular component: membrane. The record is from RefSeq and is a predicted model, not a curated record.
GCUCAGCCCGGGAGGAAAACCUGGAUGAAGCUGGGCUGAGCUGCCCCCCAGCACAGGCGCCGCUAAUUGAGGAUAGCCCUGCCUGCACUGCCUGGACCUGGCUCUGAGAGCACUGAGCAUGGGAAGAUCCCAAGUUUUUCCCUCCAACCACUGCGUGCUGCUGCUGCUGCUGGCCGAGCUGAGCUGUGCCCAGUACGAGCACUGGCCAUACCUGCCCGGCUACCCCGAGCCACCCCCCGAGGUGUUCCAGCCCCCCCAGAGAGCCCCCGACGUCCCCAAAAUCCAGCUGAGGCUGGCGGGGCAGAAGAGGAAGCACAACGAGGGCAGGGUGGAGGUGUUCUACAGCGGGGAGUGGGGCACCGUGUGCGACGACGACUUCUCCAUCCACGCCGCCCACGUGGUGUGCCGGGAGCUGGGCUACGUGGAGGCCGUGUCCUGGCUGCCCAGCUCCAAGUACGGGAAAGGAGAAGGGAAAAUCUGGCUGGACAACGUGCACUGCACGGGCAAGGAGAGCAGCCUGGCCGCCUGUGGCUCCAAUGGCUGGGGCGUGAGCGACUGCAAACACACCGAGGACGUGGGCGUGGUGUGCAGCGAGAAGAGGAUCCCUGGCUUCAAGUUUGACAACUCCCUGAUUAAUCAAAUUGAGAACAUGAACAUCCAGGUGGAGGACAUUCGGAUCCGUGCCAUCCUGGCCACCUACCGCAAGCGGGUCCCUGUCACCGAGGGCUACGUGGAGGUGAAGGACGAGGGCACCUGGAAGCAGAUCUGCGACAAGCACUGGACCAUGAAGAACUCCCGGGUGGUCUGCGGGAUGUUCGGCUUCCCGAGCGAGAGGAAAUACAACACCAACGUCUACAAGAUGUUUGCCAGCAGAAGGAAGCAGCACUACUGGGCUUACUCCAUGGACUGCAGCGGGAACGAGGCUCACAUUUCCAGCUGCAAACUGGGAAACCACCUGACGGGCACUGGGAAGAACAGCAGCUGUGACAACGGGAUGCCCGCGGUCGUCAGCUGCGUGCCCGGCCGUGCCUUCGCCCCCAGCAGCCACAGCGGCUUCCGGAAGGCCUUCAGGCAGGAGCAACCCCUGGUGAGGCUGAAAGGAGGAGCCAACACGGGGGAAGGCCGCGUGGAGGUGCUCAAGAACGGGGAGUGGGGCACGGUGUGCGACGACAACUGGAACCUGGUGUCGGCCAGCGUGGUGUGCCGGGAGCUGGGCUUUGGCAGCGCCAAGGAGGCCAUCACGGGAGCCAGGCUGGGCCAAGGAAUGGGUCCCAUCCACCUGAACGAGAUCGACUGCACGGGCUUUGAGAAGUCGGUCACGGACUGCAAGUUCAACACCGAGUCCCAGGGCUGCAACCACGAGGAAGAUGCUGCUGUGAGGUGCAACGUGCCAGCCAUGGGCUUCCAGAACCAGCUUCGCCUGAGCGGGGGCCGCAACCCCUACGAGGGCCGUGUGGAGGUGCUGGCCGAGCGCAACGGCACCCUGAGGUGGGGCACGGUCUGCAGCCACAACUGGGGCACCGUGGAGGCCAUGGUGGUGUGCCGGCAGCUGGGGCUGGGCUUUGCCAGCCACGCCUUCCAGGAAACGUGGUACUGGCACGGGGACGUCAGCGCCGACGACGUGGUCAUGAGCGGGGUCAAGUGCUCGGGGACAGAGAUGUCCCUGUCCCACUGCCGGCACGACGGGCCCCACGUGUCCUGCCCCAGGGGAGGGGGACGCUUCGGGGCCGGCGUGUCCUGCUCGGAGACCGCCCCUGACCUGGUGCUGAACGCGGAGCUGGUGGAGCAGACGGCCUACCUGGAGGACAGGCCCAUGUUCCUGCUGCAGUGUGCCCUGGAGGAGAACUGCCUGGCCAGCUCAGCCCACAACACCUCGCUGACCUCGGGCUACCGGCGCCUGCUGCGCUUCUCCUCCCAGAUCCACAACAACGGCCAGUCCGACUUCCGGCCCAAGAACGGCCGCCACGCCUGGGUGUGGCACGACUGCCACCGGCACUACCACAGCAUGGAGGUGUUCACCCACUACGACCUCCUGAACCUCAAUGGCACCAAGGUGGCCGAGGGACACAAGGCCAGCUUCUGCCUGGAGGACACAGAGUGCGAAGCAGACGUGCAGAAGCAGUACGAGUGUGCCAACUUCGGGGAGCAGGGGAUCACAGUUGGCUGCUGGGACGUUUAUCGGCACGACAUCGACUGCCAGUGGAUCGACAUCACCGACGUCCCCCCUGGGGAUUACCUCUUCCAGGUCGUGAUCAACCCCAACUACGAGGUGGCAGAGUCGGAUUAUUCCAACAACGUCAUGAAAUGCCGGAGCCGCUACGACGGGCAGCGCAUCUGGAUGUACAACUGCCACAUAGGCGGUUCCUUCAGCGAGGAGACGGAGCAGAAGUUCGACCACUUCAGGGGACUCACAAAUAACAACGUGUCCGCCCGGUAGAAUUCCCACUAAUUUAAGGCAGCCAGGACUCCUGCUCCGGCCCUUCCCGAACCACUGCACCCCAGGAAAUGGAGCCUCCACCAAACUCUGAAUUUCAGGUGAAUCAUUCCUGAAGAAGCCUCUCCCUCCCCACUUUAGGUGCUCAGGCCACCCCUCGGUGCCUCCUGCAAUUCCAGCCCCGCUCCUGGCGGGAGCUUCCAGCUCUCCUCAGCUCCAGCUCUUCACCAUUCCAAAGAUUUCUCCCACAUUUUGCAGCACUCCUCGCCUCAGGUUGGGUGCCAGCCACCCAAAAGUGCCUUCAUCCUUCAUUUCCAAGGCAUUAUUUGGGAAUUCUCAGCUCUUUUCCACUCCCGAUGCCUGUUUGUGCUGCUGCUUCCUGCACUCCUCCUCAGCACUGACUCAGUUUAGCAAGGAAAUAGAAGGAAAAUUAAAAAAAAAAAAAAAAUGGAAAAAAGGAGCAGCUUUUUGUGAGCAGAACAAUGUAAAGCUGAAUUUAAUACUGCAGUGAAACGCUUGGAUCCAACGCUCCGGAGGGGAGCAAACGCAGAACGUGGAAUUUCACAGGGAAUUUCACCUGGAAUUUCACAGGGAAUCUCACAGGGAAUUUCACAGGGAAUCAAAGCUCCCUGAAGCAACCCCUCAGCACCCAGAACUCUGCAGAUUCCCAGGGAUGAGGCCUCUGGGCUGGGAAUUCCCAUCCCACAGGAAUCCUGGUGCUGUGCCCAUCCAAGGAUCACCUCCUGACUGGAUAUUCCAUCUUUUUUUUUCAAGGAUGAAUGAUCCUUGUGCACCUUGCAGAGGGAAUUUCUGCCUCUCAUCCCCAGGGAUCUGCUCCUGUGGGAAUUCCCAGUGCUCCUCUGUUUGUUUGAGGACACAUUUUGCUACAGAGCUCCAAUAAAAACCUUUUCCCUGGAAGAAGAAAAAUCACUUUAGAAGGCCUUGGUGUAUUUGUCCUCACAAUUCCUGGAAGUUUGGGGGUUUUCCCCCUCUUCUACAAUCAAAGUUACCUGGAAUUCCAGCUGAUUCCACAGGGAAUUCCAACUGCCACCUCACAGGGAUGUUGUGAGGCUUAAAAAUGCAGAAAUAUUUUGGGUAUUUGUCAUUUCUCCAGCUGGCAAAGGGUUUUAACCUCCUGGCAAUUGGAAAAUUCCAGUUUUUCCUCAGAAUUCCAGACUGGAGCAUGAGCAGAGCCUGGAAUGAGGGUGAAAGCUCAUUUUAAACCCAGCUCUGGGCACAUCAGCACAGGCAAAUUCUGGAGUUUUUGAUCUCAACUUUCCUCACCAUCAGGGAAGUUCAGGCUCUUGAAACUCUGCAAAUAAGGAAAGAAUUCCCUAAAAUCUGAAUUCACUGCCUGCCAGUUUUCUGGGAUAUCUGAACAGCAACAUUACAACAAAUGUGGAACAGAUUUUUGAACUCCUGCCCUUGUUUAGAGUUGAAUUUUGGCCCAAAAAAUUCCAAUUUUCUUCCUCUUAAUGCCUCCUUUUUGUUGGAAAGCAGAGCAGGAAGAAGGAAUAAAGAAACCACCUCAUUCCUGCAGGUGCCCCAGAUGCUUUAAAACACCCAACAAAGAAUUCCAGCAACUUCCCAGGGCUCCAAAAAAACCCGAACAAGAAAUUCCCAACUUCCCCAAGCUGAUCCAUAAAGGAACACCCCCGUGGCACUGCCUGCUCUGCAUGCAUUUAAUAGCACAGCCAUGCUCAUCUUUACAGCCUUUUUGGGGUUUUUUUUGGGAUUAUUCCUCCUGAUCCAAGGAUUCUGGCUGGAAAACUUCAGUCCCUGUGGCCUCCUGCUGCCUGUGCCUCCAGCCCAGGGCGUGGGACACGAGUCUCCUGGCCACUGCCGUGUCCGUCUGCGGCCUCUCCUUUCCCAGCUGAAGCAGCUCUAGGGAAAAAUGGGAAAAAAUUUACCCAGCUGGGGCUUGGUCAGGGAGAAAUUCCUGGUUAAAUCCCAAAAAUCAGCUUUUUUUUUUUCCUGCUGUUUUAUUGGUUUAUCGACAGCAAAUCUUUUCUGUCGCGGUGAAUAAAUUGGGUUUUUUUUUCAGGAUGAUGGAAUUCCACGGUUUCCAGUGGGAUUGUUUGGUCACCAUAAAGGUUCAGGGCUCUUCUGCUGUGUGGAAAAUUGUUCCCCGUCCUCUUCCAGGAAUUAUUCCUGGCCAAAUUCCCAACAUCCCAUCCCUGUGAACUGGCAAAAUUCCCAACGUCCCAUCCCUUUCCAUGCCUGGAAAAACCCCCCAGGCAAUUUAUCCAUUUAUCCAACUGAAACUCCUCAAAACCAGCUGCCAAAAUCCUUGGAAAACAGCAAGGAAAACAAAAUUUUAAAAAAAUCUGCAUUUUAAAUUAUAUCUAAAUAUUUCAGAUUAUUUGGGAAGCCCCUUGGUCAGUGGCCUCCAUUUUUUUUUGGAUUGCUGCAAUUCCAUCUGCAAGGAAAUCCACCAAAAUUUCACCAAGUCCACAAUAAUUUGGAUUUGGGGAUUAAUUAAUCAAUCCUUUAUCAAUUUGAAGUUGUUAUCUACACAGCAAGGGGGGGCUUUGUUUGUUUUUCCACAAGUUUCAUUCAUUCCAGAAAAAAAAAAAAAUCAUUAAAAAAAAAUUUAAAAAGAGACACUGUCAGCAAAUUCAAAUCCAAAUUUGUGUUUGGAAAAUAAUCAAUUGAAACUGGAUACCGAUGGAAUUUGUGUUUAAUUGUUCUAUUUAAUUAUUAAUUAAUUAAUUAAUUAAUUAAUAAUAAAUUAAAAAUAAUUCUAUUUUCAUUUAACCUGAUUUAGAAGAGUGAAUAAAUGAAAAAACAGAUGAAGGGGAGAUGCAGACAAAGCAAAUUUUUGGAUGUUUCCUUUAAAUCCAGCAGUGCUGAAUCUCAGGAAUUUGUCACUGUGACAGUGUCCCUUUAGAGCAUUAAAAUUGGAAUUUAUUCUGACUGCAGUGAGCUGGAAAAUCCCAGGAAUUGUUGGUUCAGAGUCUCUGCUGCUGCUGAGGUUCAUGGCUUUGCUUUCCUGUGGCAACUGGACCUGAUCAAUCUGAUUGAAAGGCAAUGAAAUCAAUCAAUCAAUCAAUCAGUCAAUAAUCAAUCAAUGGUAAUCAAUCAACUGAUGUUCAUGGCUCAGCUUCACCAUUUCUCCUUCCUGAAUAAAAUUAUGCCAACCACAA